ACACAAAGUCCAUGUCUGCUGUCAGAAGGUUUUCAGUUACACCAUUCAUCAAAGAUUUAGAUGAAUAAUAAUAAUCAAACUCAAAGUGAUUAAUACUGGGAGAUCCUGAGAAAAUGGAGGAUAUAUUUUUCGAUUUGAGAAACACUGACCAUGUUUGGCUUUCUGAGGAGAACGCUGCCUUCUCAGAUAUUUGGCUCAAUUCCUCGAAAAGUACUCGUUUUGAUAAUUCCACUGGAUCCAUAUUCGAGUCUGGCGAAGCGGGAACAUCCUUAGAACUCAGGAUUUUGGGCGCCAUUAUAUGUGCAUUGAUUAUCAGCCUGACUGUAGUAGGGAACGUUCUGGUGAUAUUGGUGGUCUUUAGGUUUAGAAGACUUCGAUCGGUAACGAACCUACUUUUGGCUAGUCUGGCAACCGCAGAUAUUACAGUGGCGCUGUUGGUUAUGCCUCUUCUGGUGGUUUAUGACAUUGAAAGACAUUGGAGGUUCGGACCCGUCGCCUGCCACUUGUGGAUCUCCUGUGAUGUUAUGUGCUGUACGGCUUCCAUCCUCCAUCUGUGUGUCAUCGCUCUGGAUCGCUUCUGGGCCAUCACCAAACCUUUGAGGUACCGCUCCUGCGUGUCCAAAAAACGAGUCAUGACGGCCAUAGGCAUCAUCUGGUUGUGCAGUUGUGCCAUAUCGUUCAUCCCGAUCUUCAUGGGUUGGUAUAGCGAGGACCCAGUUUCCAUCUUUGACGAAAGCAGCGAAUGUUCUUUGAAUGUCAACAGAGUAUAUGCGGUGAUUUCUUCUGUGACGUCAUUCUACCUUCCGCUACCAGUAAUGUUUUAUGUUUAUUUUCGUAUUCUUCUAGUUGCCGAAAGGCAGGCAAGAGAAAUUCGACAGAUAGAGAUGUCUUUGGAAGGUGCUGACCACCAUGUAAAGCGGAGUCUUCGACGUCAGUCUCGCCAGUUGCUGACCGAUACAAAGGCCAUUCGAACUUUGGGAAUCGUGAUGGGUGUGUUUUGUAUUUGUUGGCUUCCUUUCUUCCUCAUGUACGUUAUUCUGGCUUACUGCGAACAGUGUUAUUUGGAGUAUGAAUGGCGCAGCGCCAUCACUUGGCUCGGAUAUUUCAACUCAUCCUUUAAUCCUUGUAUUUAUGCCUUUUUGAACAGGGAGUUUAAAUCGGCCUUCCGGAGAGUAUUGGGAUGUAAAAAGAAAGAAGACCCGGAAGUGACUUUUCUUGAUGAUAUAAGCUCAGCAAGUCGCUGUGCUCAGCGCUUUGAACGGUUGCAGCCAGACGUGAAUAAGGAUCAAAACAGUCUGACUAACUUAGUUAAGGAUCAAAACAGUCUGACUAACUUAGUCCCAAAUGACCCGUUUAUCAGGGACUCGCGCUCGUUCCGACAACUCACUGGCACAGACUCACAAAUGUUAAAUAAAAGGCUCUUAAACGAGAACAGCAGACAUCACAGAAAAGAAAUUCGACCUCAGACAGAGGUCAAGAAUGACAAGCUCCACGUGAGACUUGCUGUCCCUCGUUUUGAUCAGUCUUCUUUGUGAGAACCAUCAAAGAAAAAACAAACAAAACAUAGUGGGUUAAAAUCAAUAAUAAGCAAAAAUAUGGAGCCGAAAUAAGGAAAAGAACCACCGAAUCAGAAACGUCGUUUAAUCAGUAACCACGAAAAACACAGACCUGAAAUUAGGUCGAGAACCAUCAAAUCAGAAACUUGUUUAAUCAGUAACCACGAAAAACACAGACCUGAAAUUAGGUCGAGAACCAUCAAAUCAGAAACUUGUUUAAUCAGUAAUCACGAAAAACACAGACCUGAAAUUACGUCGAGAACCAUCAAAUCAAGAACUUGUUUCAUCAGUAAUCACGAAAAACACAGACCUGAAAUGAGGUCGAGAACCAUCAAAUCAGAAACUUACUUAAUCAGUAACCACGAAAAACACAGACCUGAAAUUAGGUCGAGAACCAUCAAAUCAAAAACUUGUUUAAUCAGUAAUCACGAAAAACACAGACCUGAAAUGAGGUCGAGAACCAUCAAAUCAGAAACGUUGCUUAAUCAGUAACCACAAAAAACACGGACCUGAAAUGAGGUCGAGAACCAUCAAAUCAGAAACGUUUCUUAAUCAGUAACCACAAAAAACACGGACCUGAAAUGAGGUCGAGAACCAUCAAAUCAAAAACUUGUUCAAAAAUCAAUAAACCACGGAAAAUACGGAGAUGCAAGUAAUUUUGCAUAAAUGCUUAAUGAAGAGAUGGAGUUAAAAGCUUAAAAUAUUGGAAACAAAGUGGAUUAAAGCUGUGAAGAGAUACGAUCGUUUAAUUAACUCAAUAAUUGUAAAACUCUAAUGUGUUGAAAAGUGUGUAAUUAUAUAUAUAUAUAUAUGUUUCAUAAUUUUGUUGGUUGAAUUUUAUGUAAUAGGCUUAGCUGUUCACUAGAGGAUGGAUAGCUGUGAAGUUGGGUCUCGUUGAUUGGUCGAGCUGGUAAACUAUUCCCACGUGCACUUGUUAGUUUGUUUCUUUGCUCAAAUGCUCGGAGAACGCGCAGGCUUUAUGAAGUAAAAGAUAACGUGAAUGAUCCAUAACCUCAAGAUAAUCUAUAUAAUAAUACUGGCGGCGUAUUAUUAUUAUUUUGUGAAUUCUGUUUUAGUAAAUAGGUUUAGAGUAAGUAUUUACAAAUUAAUGUUGAUGUUGCGAAAAUGUAUUUUACCAUUAGUUAUACUGUAUAUUCCUUGUGUGCACAAUUAUAUAGAUUGUAUAUAUAGUUGUGUCUUGUCGUAGUAAAAGGAAGUAUCGUGCCAAACAAUGUUUCUCUAUACAUAAAUUUCAAUAAUAUUUUUGUGUAAUAUACGUGAAACAUCCGUAGUUAAAGAAGAAAAUAGCCCUAUGUACGCAAUACGCACGUGUGUACGUUUUUCUUUUUCAUACAAAAAAUGUAAAACUGAUAUUAAAGCGACAAAAAGAAAUAAAAACAUAGUUUUUUAACAUUUAGGAAAUAAACGAAUCUGACCUAUUUAAAAGACAUUGUGUGCCACGUCACGUCACGCUUGGUUUCUCAAAAUACGAGGAGUCCUAAAAGACAAAAAUGUAUUUAUCCAGAUAGAAUAGUUCGAUUACUGUCUGCCCAUUACGAUUUUAGUGACGGGGAUGCAAGGGACCUGUGAGGGUGUAUGUGUGUGAGCCGUGAAGCCUUAUAAGUGUAGUGAGUGUUGGUAUAAUAAGCCUAAGUAAAGACGUAAUGUGGGAUAACCCAGCCUAGAGCCAAGUGCAUAAAAUUUAUCAUCGUAGUAAAAAUGUCGA
Limulus polyphemus (Atlantic horseshoe crab) is the source of this 3282-nucleotide messenger RNA. Its product is annotated as beta-2 adrenergic receptor-like. The coding region runs from base 114 to 1535 and encodes 473 amino acids. NCBI's taxonomy places the organism in Eukaryota, Metazoa, Arthropoda, Merostomata, Xiphosura, Limulidae. Gene Ontology annotation, biological process: adenylate cyclase-activating adrenergic receptor signaling pathway. Gene Ontology annotation, cellular component: membrane. The record is from RefSeq and is a predicted model, not a curated record. Gene Ontology annotation, molecular function: neuropeptide Y receptor activity. The transcript has 2 exons.